Molecule: messenger RNA, 4190 nt
Organism: Macroventuria anomochaeta
Lineage: Eukaryota; Fungi; Ascomycota; Dothideomycetes; Pleosporales; Didymellaceae
Exons: 2
Coding region: 501-3773 (1090 amino acids)
Biological process (GO): autophagy; response to starvation
Cellular component (GO): cytoplasm
Molecular function (GO): protein binding
Source: RefSeq, a predicted model, not a curated record
CAAGAUAGGACUGCGCACUGCAUUUACGACAUCUGCAUACCUCCCAACACUUUCGGCGCUCACUAUAAGCCUCUCGGUUCCCUCAGACUUGUGCGGUUUCCUUGAAUACCUCCGCGCUGUGAGCUGAGGAGCUUCCGACGCAACUGAAGCUCCCGGUACCGCGGCUGAUCGACCAUCAACAAGCGUCCCCGCUACGCCGAGUGCAUAGCAGCCAGGACCAAAGCCCGUCCAUUCAAGGUACAGGCACUGGUAUUGACGUACAGAUACCGGUCACUCGCGCUGGUAUCUGUCACGAUACAGUGUCCAUUCGUCCAGCUGAACUCGCGGGUCGUUGCAUGACGCAGCACUCCUGUCUUAGACCGUCUACGGCACCUCACGCGCCGGGCUCACCCGCCCUUACCCUCCAGCGCGGUACUCUUACCCCUCCACUCCACAACAAGCCGCCUGCAGCAGAGCAACCACUCUGCGCCAAACACGCCAAACAGCUAACAGCUACUUGAAUGAGCUCAUCGCCGAACUCCGCUGCUGAGUAUACGACGCCUGUUUCGAACCUCAGCCACCUCCACCAGCAACAGCGCAACCGCCUCAAGGUGCAGGACACUCCUCAGCAGCGCGGGCGCAAGUCGAGAUAUGAGUUGGGACGAGAUAAUAGGCAUGGGGAGAGAGCUACACGCAUCUACCCGCGCAAGAUAACCAAGUCCCCGCCCUCCGCAAGGCGCUUCGCCUCUGCGUCUCCGCCUACAAACUAUAAUGCGACCACCUCACCACUGUUCUCGGCUAUCGGUGCCACCAGAACUGCAGCUCAAUACACAACAGAGUGGACCAAGUCCCUGCCUUUCUUCGCCAACCAGGCUUCUCCAGGCAACGGUGGGAUAGCCAUAGCAGGCUCACCACCAACGUUUCAGAACUCACCAGGUGCUCGAGACGGACUAUACAUGCCGGGCAUGUCGAACUCGCCACCUGCAAUCGGAGCACGUCCUCUGAGUCACCCUAACCAGCAGGCGACUUUUGGUGGUAGAGAUCGCAGACCGUCUACAUAUUCGCAGUACACCGGUCGCCCACUGUCGCAGAACUUCGCCGGAAAUCCUCCCCUGCCGCACCAGCCACAGGCACACUUCUACGCCGCGCCUGAGCUCGACCUUGGUCUGGAUGGAUUGCGAGAUGGCAGUGUUCCCCCAGGCGAAGGCGGGUGCUUCUGUGGAUUUGAUACGUUGAGCAUGGCCGGUGACGAAGCAGCUCGAAGUACGGAGAACGUUCUUCUGAUUGGCGCACAGGGCGGUCUGGAUGUCUUCCGGGUCGAAAGGGGCAAGCUCGACAUCGUAGGUCGCUUGGAAGGCUUGAGAGGUGGCGUCAUUGGCGCAAAGGUCUUACCGUGGAGCUCAAGAAGGGAUCCACUGGCGAAUUCCAGGCCGCUGAUUGCUCUGACGCUGCAUGGACCAGUUCUGAAGGAGAGUCGCGGCAGUGGCAGUGGCAGUGGCUCUUCAUCUGUCAUCGAUGACUCCGCCUCGGAGUCUCCGAGCAGACCUUCUAGCAACGAUUCAUCGACACAGGUCAGCGGCUACCAGACUACAGUCGAAAUCUAUUCCCUCAAAGAGCAAACGAAACUGGCUACUCUGUACACGAGUCCUUUGGUACCUUUGAUCACUCCAGUUGGAAGUCCUCUCUUUCAACCUCCUCCUGCAGUCGGAGAGUUAGUGGUCGAUGCGAACGGAAAGUUUGUAGUCGUAGCAUCAGGUACCAGUGGAGAAAUCUUUGUAUUUGCUCCCUAUCUCGAAGGCUGCAAAGAGCAUGCAGAGCGAUUCCGCUGUAUAGGCAAGAUAUGGACCUCUGUGCAGCUACGCGAGCGGGCAACUCCUUCAAGUGCCUCCAGCGGUGCGGACGGAAGCCAUGAAGAUGUUCCACCUGAGAAGUACGGAGUGCCAGUGUUCUCCCUUUCAGACCGUUGGCUGGCCGUAACUCCACCCGCAUCCAGCUCACAAUACUCUGUCAAUGGUACCGCUUUAACUUCCCCGUACUACGAACGACCACCAGGCAUUGCACAUCACAGCGCGCCACCUCAGCCAUCAUCGAACUGUGCUGUGGAUGCUCCUGAAGCGGCCAGUCUCUUGAAUCGAUUGACAAGAGAGGGUACCCAGGUCGCGAUCCAAAGCGCACGCUGGGCCACUGAGAAGGGUAUGCAGGCUUUCAAGAGCUACAUGAAUAAAGGCACCGCAACCAACCUACCGUACCAGGACACAAUGCAACACUACUUCCCACCCACACAUGGGCACAACCAGGCACAACCAAGGCAGGAAGCUACUGUAAUUGCGAUACACGAUCUGCAGAGACUCGUCGAAGCUGAAGAGUCACGGAGCAAGAGCGCCUUGCAACCUAUUGCAGUCAUUUCUGCAACACAUGGCUGUAGCUUCCUCUCGUUCUCCCCGACUGGUCUGAUGCUGAUGACCAUUAGCAAGAAGGGCGACCUGCAGGACGUAUGGGAUUUAAAACGCAUUAACUUCAGAAAGGCACGCAAGACUGCCAGAGAGCAAGCACUAGGACCGCAUGUACGACAAGUCGCCAGGUUUGCUCGCAUUACUGUCGCCAACGUUAUCGAUGUAGCUUGGUCUGCCCCACGCAUUGACAAAGUCGCUAUUAUUACCGACAAGGGAACGGUGCACAUGUUUCUCAUGCCAGCUUCGGCCUUCCAGUGGCCACCCUCCAGACGGAUCCGUCCAGCAGGCGCAGCGAAGCCGCAAGACGACAUAGCACCGGCAAAUAGUGGAGGUGCGGUUGGCUCCGCGAUGCAAGCUAUCAACGGUACAGCGAAGCCUUUCCUCAACGCUGUUCGUGGCCGAGCUACUAGUAAUGGCUCUCGCUUCACGUUCAGCAGUCUCGGCAUGACACCUGCGGCUGGCGCAAAAUCCAGCAAAGCUGUGGCUGCGGGUGUAGGAAAGUCGAUCAACGACAUCCGACAUGCUGGUGAUAACAAGCUUGCAUUACCUGUGUCGCCUACUGGCGUGAAGCCUUACAGCGUGCGAUGGCUCUCUGGCAAGGGUCGUGGAUCCAUCGCCUUGGUCGCUGGUGGUGUGUUGCAGAUCUGGCAAGUUCAAAUGCGAUCUGCCACUGGCAAAGGCAAGUCCUCCAACGCGACAUCGAUCUCGAAAAGGAAGGUAGUCGAGUUUGGUCUUGCUGCUAUUCCAGACAUACCGUUCCCUCCUUCUGUCACCGAACAGCUUUACCCGCAACCUGGCGACCAGGAAGUGACGAACGAUGUCUACGGAGAGUGGCUGCCUCGAGCUCUGCCACGCAAGCCUGCCGCACAGGGAGCCAAGGGGUCAGGUUCAGCCUUGGCACCUCUGAGCUUCUCUGAGAUUGAAACGAACCCACCAUACCAGCCGUUCUACACGGACCGACGGGUCACUCGUUUCGUUUAUUCGCGCCCCUUGGCAAGCGUACAUGAGAGUAGCAGCGAGUACCAGCCCUCGACACCUGGUCUUGCCAGCAACCUUCAUCAUGAGGUUGACAACACGUCUUGGCUCUUUGGCGAAGACGUUGAAGCCGUCCGCAUCUCGUCCCCAGCAACUCACAGCCAUGAUCUCGACGAAGACGAGUUUGUAGCUGGUGUCGCGGCCAGGAUCGAGAACAAGCUUGUUCUGAACGAGGAUGAAGAGGAGGUCGAGCAGGUCGUCGUGACUACUAGGCGAAGACGCGUCAAGCGGGAUGAUGAAGAGGGCGAGGAAGGCUUCUUUGAGGACGAUUGCGAAGUACUUGACUUCGCAGAGGAUCGAGUUUGAGCAUGUUGGCGACCUUUUGGGUCUAUUGCUUGGCAUGUCAGAGUCUCGACACUCAUGUUUGAUUUGCUUGCAUCAUGUUUCAGAUAUAGUGCAUGGGGGUGCUUUGGCGUUCUUCUGCUUGACGUUUUGAUACCGCCCGUGGCGAAUCUACAACAAGAUACCACCAUGUAGCCCGCGCACUUUAGAAUAAAUACAACGAGACCCCACAACAUCGCAAUCCCUCACAACGUCGCAAUCCAGAGCCCAGGUGCCAUUUCCGCACUACCUCUUGUACUCGGUCUCGAACCAGUCCGUACAUAGCAUCAUAUCUGCUCUUGGUGUUCACCGCUUCACCGCUUCACCGCUUCUGUUGACCACAGUCAGGUCCUCGGCAGCCUUCACGACCCCAGGAUGAUGGAUGUGAGCAUAGAGGAUGUG